ACUUUUUUUUUUACUAGCAACGUAGCUAGCUAGCUGACUGUGGAGAAAGCACACAACCGAGGGGGAAACAAUUAAGAACAGCCGAACCAUGAGCAGCCAAAGCUCCCGAAACGAGACGACGGCCGCGGUGAACGGUCCCGACCCGGCCACGGCGAGCUCCAGAGAGCGGAAACACGGCGGCGGCGGCGGGGUGGUGAAGAGGCUGAAAUCUCGGCGGAGCGCGGCGGAGCGGCGGCCCGUGACCGAGGACGAGCUGCGGGCUUCAGGCAGAGCCAUCACCCCGGAGGAAGUGCUCGCGCUCCGGACUGUCACGCGCGACUACCUCUGCAAACCUGAGGACAAUAUCUACAGCAUCGACUUCACACGCUUUAAGAUCCGGGACCUGGAGUCCGGCACGGUGCUGUUCGAGAUCGCCAAACCCCCUCACUGCGAUGUUGAUGAUGAAGAUGAAGAAAAUGUUGACGUAGACACGAGUACUGGACGAUUCGUUCGAUAUCAGUUCACACCGGCAUUUCUUAAACUUCGCACAGUCGGAGCCACCGUGGAGUUCACCGUAGGAGAUCGGCCCGUGAAUAAUUUCCGGAUGAUCGAGCGUCAUUAUUUCCAGGAGCGUCUGCUGAAGAACUUCGACUUUGACUUUGGCUUCUGCAUACCCAACAGCCGCAACACAUGUGAGCACAUCUACGAGUUCCCCCAGCUCCCGGACGAGCUCAUUGGUCAGAUGGUGGAUCAUCCGUACGAGACUCGCUCAGACAGCUUCUACUUCGUGGACAACAAACUGAUCAUGCACAACAAAGCAGACUACGCUUACAACGGGGGUCAAUGAUGCUGCUGACCCAGGACCAGGUCACUCUGUGUGUGUGUGUGUGUGUGUGUGAGUGUGAGUGUGAAUGUGAUGUCACAAUUCCAUUCCUUUACCACAACCAUCAUCACAUCAUGGACUUCUGCUGAAUGAAGGCUCUCUUUCCUCCAUCAUGAUGAUAAAACUAAAACUCCUCUCUUCAUAUCAGCUCGUCUUUUCCCCAAAGUUUUGUUUCAUCUGUCGAUUAUAAACCUCGAGUUUUUUCCCCAAAGCGAACAGAAAGCAGAGAGAAGUUGUAAUGUACUCCACACACACACACACACACACACACACACACACACAGGAACACUGACUCUCACUCAGAAGGUGUUGAUUAGUUCUCUGUAACUGCAGCUCUCACAGUAACACAGCUUAAUAUUGAGGCGCUCGUUUCCAUAGUAACAUCUCACACACAGAGACCAAUAAUGAUUAGAGUAAAAAAGGGUUAAAUAUUUAUAUAGUGGUGUAAUCGUUUAUAUGGUGCAGUGUCCUGUAAGGAGAUGUGUGUGUGUGUAUAUGAUGUGUGUGUGUGUGUGUGUGUGUGUGUGUGAGGAUUCUUCAGAGUCAGUGGUGUGUGAGUGUGUGUGAUCUGUGUGUGUAUAUGAUGUGUGUGUGUGUGUGUGUGAGGAUUCUUCAGAGUCAGUGGUGUGUGAGUGUGUGUGAUCUGUG
Hemibagrus wyckioides is the source of this 1510-nucleotide messenger RNA. RefSeq names its product unc-119 homolog 1 (gene unc119b). Lineage: Eukaryota; Metazoa; Chordata; Actinopteri; Siluriformes; Bagridae. Gene Ontology annotation, biological process: nervous system development; lipoprotein transport; cilium assembly. The record is from RefSeq and is a predicted model, not a curated record. Gene Ontology annotation, molecular function: lipid binding. Bases 89 to 826 code for a protein of 245 amino acids. The transcript has 5 exons. Gene Ontology annotation, cellular component: cilium.